AUGCCCGCUAUCAUCAACGAUCCGGACACCCCAACCAUCUACCGGGUCUCGGGGGAUGCUCCGUUUCCGGACCCCGCCAACCCGGCCGUACCGCCCGCCAUCCAGCCCCGCCAGGUGACGCUGCGUGACCGCCUGACGGUUGCGACGAUCGUCCCGGUUGCUUCGCGGGAUGAUGUACCCGAGUCUCUUCUGCGCUAUCUCAGCGACCAGUUCAACAAGGAGAUUGAGGGUGGUGACACCUACCCCAUACUAGAACCCAUGACCCCCGCCAAAUUUGCCGCGUACUGGUUUCAGAACUUUGGUGGUAUCAUGUUGCUCGGCCACCUCGAGAGUGCCGCUGAGGUCGUUGAGGGCAUGGACUGGUCCAAGGAGUGCCUCGGUACCUUUUACAUUAGACCCAAUUACCCCGGCCGCAGCAGCCACAUAUCCAACGCCGGUUUCAUUGUCACAGACGCCUCCCGUAACCGCGGCGUGGGCCGGCUGCUGGGUGAAUCGUACCUGGAUUGGGCCCCAAAGCUGGGAUACAAGUACGCUAUUUUCAACCUCGUGUACGAGACCAAUGUUGCCUCGUGCAAACUCUGGGACGGUUUAGGCUUCAAGCGCAUCGGGCGUGUCAAGGGGGCCGGUAACCUCAAAAGCCAUCCGGACCGCCUCGUGGACGCUAUCAUAUACGGACGCGAUCUAGGCGAUGCGGCGGGGGGUGUCGGCGGUGAGGAGCUUGUGAGUGAAGAGCGUUUCGACAAGAUCAAGUUCUACCUCAAGUACGGCCGAUAUCCCACCGGCGCUGAUCGAGCCGAGAAAAGUAGGCUGCGUAGUGCCGCAACUCACUACAAGCUCCUGGACGGCGAUGUCUUGAUGCUCAAGGACAAAGAAGUCAUCUCAGACCCCCAGCGCCAGUACGAAAUCGCCAGGAUGGUGCACAACCAAGCGCAUGGCGGCAUCAACAAGACCACAGCAACCAUUGCCGAGCGGUACCACUGGAGCCGUAUCAAGGAGACGGUCUCGGACGUGAUCAGGAACUGUCCUGAAUGCAAAGACGCGAACAAAACCUCUGCUCCAGGCAUGCAGCCCUCUCUCGGCUCCGGUGUCAUGAACGGCCUAAAACGGGCGAACCCAAGUCCCGCCUCUGGCUCUGCUUCCAAGCGCGCGUCCCCGAGUCCGUCAGCCCCCGGCCCUGCCUUAGAGUUUACGACGGGAGGCGAGAGGCCGUCUAUCUCAGAUCCGUCACCGCUCUCGGCGUUUUCUGUCUCCUCUCACCACCAUUUCGCGGACCCCAGCGCUAUCUCCAUACUUUCAGACCCCCAACACCACCACUCUCUGACAUCGCCAACCCGCGCUCCUCUGGCCGGCCAUGAUGCUAUGACCAGAGAUGCCCACAAUCCGAUGCUACAGUCGCUCCACCCUCACCAUCACCCACCACCAUCAGGCCAUCCAGUCACGAUUUCAGGUCUCGACGCGGGCCCUCAUCCAAUACCAGUCCCGGACUUUCAGCCCAUCGACCCGCAAAUCAUCGCCCAGUCCACGGCCACCGCUGGCUUACACCACCAUCAGACACACCAUCAUCACCAUCAUCAUCAUCCACACGCCCACGACCCAUACCCAUUUUCUCAUCCUUCCCCGCCAUCCCACCAUAAUCACGAUCACCACCAUCACGACCCAGACCCCGACGCCGAUGUGGAGACUUUCCAAGCCCUACUUAACGCCGCAGUCACAGAUGACGAGGACGAUGAUCCGGCCGCCGUGGAUCACGCUCUAUCCGUAGGAGCGAGAACAGGGUCCGAUUUGAUCGGUCCUGUUGGUACAGAUACUUUGCAGCACCAGGGACAACAAGAGCAACAUCAUGGAAACCAAUUGCGGGAGGAUCAUCAGCACACCCAUGACCAUAACCAGCACCCACAUCAUCCAGAUAUCCACAUGCCAGCCACACCACACCAAAUAGACAACGUGCACCCCACAGGUCAAAGAAGCACUCAAGAUGGGAAUCCACAUGACCACCACCAAAUACACCACACCCAAACCGAGGCAAUAGCCCAAGAGGACCUCGAUCUCGAGAUGUUAAUCGGCUCACACGGCGCCGACGAUGCCGAUAUGGACUCCUCAUUGGACAACCAUCAUCAGCCAACGUCGUCAAGCCCAUCUCCACCCUCAGGCUCAGAUCCGGAUUCGCUGCACGUAGGGGAGAGUGAUGAUAGGUCUGGAACCGGUGGGGUGGAUGGACGCCGCCCGGGAAGAGUAUGA
This is a messenger RNA of Dichotomopilus funicola, 2238 nucleotides long. RefSeq lists its product as uncharacterized. The transcript has a single exon. Gene Ontology annotation, molecular function: acyltransferase activity, transferring groups other than amino-acyl groups. Lineage: Eukaryota; Fungi; Ascomycota; Sordariomycetes; Sordariales; Chaetomiaceae. Bases 1 to 2238 code for a protein of 745 amino acids. Gene Ontology annotation, cellular component: nucleus. The record is from RefSeq and is a predicted model, not a curated record.